This is a messenger RNA of Scleropages formosus (Asian bonytongue), 738 nucleotides long. RefSeq names its product calcyon neuron-specific vesicular protein (gene caly). Lineage: Eukaryota; Metazoa; Chordata; Actinopteri; Osteoglossiformes; Osteoglossidae. Gene Ontology annotation, cellular component: endosome; membrane. The record is from RefSeq and is a predicted model, not a curated record. Gene Ontology annotation, biological process: endosomal transport; clathrin coat assembly. The coding region runs from base 139 to 705 and encodes 188 amino acids. Gene Ontology annotation, molecular function: clathrin light chain binding. The transcript has 5 exons.
GCCGGCGAGCGGAGGAAAGUAUCACCAGGGUAACCAGUGUGGACCAGUGCCUCUGUGAGCUCUCCCCGACCCCUCCAGCAUCCGCGUGCAUCUUCGCAGCCUUCAUCCCCGGCACAUACACAAUUCCAACAGGCAGACAUGGUGAAGCUAGGGAGUAAUCUGGCUGAGAAGCUGGAGAAGGAGCCGAGUGUGGAAGAUGGCUUUGAUAACAUCCCGCUGAUAACGCCUCUGGAUGUGAGUCAGCUGCAGCAGCCAUUUCCCGACAAGGUGAUUGUGAAAACAACAACAGAGUACCAGCUCCAGCAAAAGAAGAAGAAAAAGCUACAGGUUCCUGGAAUAAAAAAACUGAACAUAAACCUGUACAGUGAAGUGUCUGAGAAAGUCAAGCUUACAGGCCUCAUCCUCGUCACCAUGGCGUUUCUGGCUUGCCUUCUUCUCUUGGUCAUGUACAAAGCUCUGUGGUACGACCAGCUCAGUUGCCCAGAAGGCUUUGUUUUCAAGCACAAACACUGCACCCCCGCAGCCCUUGAGAUGUACUACUCUGAGCAGGAGACAGGCCCACGGGGGAGCCUUUAUACAGCCAUCAGCCACUUGAACCAAGCCAAGAAGACCGUCCCCGAGCUAUCGUCGCCAUGGUUACCCAUCAUCAACUCUCUGAAGGAGGCAAAGAAAGUAAAAGUGGAAUCCAGCCAUUCCCAGCAAUAGACCACAUGUGAGCUGACUGGAGACCAGUGUAAC